AUGCGCUUUUUCACUUCUGUUUUCAAAUUAGCAGCAGAGCAACCUAUAGUACCAGAAGCAAUUCCUGCAAUCAUCGCUAUCGAUGAAAUCGGCAUAAAUCCUGUACAGCCAGCUGGAGAUAAUAUAUUUUUGAGACCUGGGUGUGAGCUGCGAUUGAUACCGAGAGGUCGUGUUGGAGAGAUUAUUGUUCUUUUGGAAAGCUUACUUCUACUCAAUGGUGACAGCAGAUAG
Molecule: messenger RNA, 231 nt
Organism: Cylicostephanus goldi
Lineage: Eukaryota; Metazoa; Nematoda; Chromadorea; Rhabditida; Strongylidae
Source: the annotation of a GenBank genome assembly